Molecule: messenger RNA, 3327 nt
Organism: Pangasianodon hypophthalmus (striped catfish)
Lineage: Eukaryota; Metazoa; Chordata; Actinopteri; Siluriformes; Pangasiidae
Gene: supv3l1
Product: SUV3-like helicase
Exons: 15
Coding region: 820-3114 (764 amino acids)
Biological process (GO): mitochondrial RNA 3'-end processing; RNA catabolic process
Cellular component (GO): mitochondrial degradosome
Molecular function (GO): RNA helicase activity; hydrolase activity, acting on acid anhydrides; ATP binding
Source: RefSeq, a predicted model, not a curated record
CAGCGUCCUCCAUCCUCCGGUUGUUUAUGUUGUUCUUCUUUGUUUCCGUUGAACGCCGCGCACAAAUGACGUCGCUGUCGACCGGCUUACGUCACUUCCUAGUGCCCACUGUCGGUGCGAAUGCAACCCUUUAAACCGUACUGGGAAAUAGUCCGCGCAAAAUCGCCCAGUACUUUAGUCCUGUAAAUGUAGUUCUGGAGCUAAAGCGGUGCGAAAGGCCCUGUUGAGGCUGAUGGACUACCAGGUCUGGCACCACUCCUGUCAGCCAAGAAAAGAAAUAAUUCUCCUCUAGCCCCUCUUAUCUCUCUCAUUUGUUUGUUUACUUACUUAUUUGAAGGAUAGACUCAUAUACUAUUUGCCUUAUUAUUUUGCGACAAGAGGCUUCAAUAUUGUAUACAACCGCAUAGAAAUAGUGAAUACAUCAUCGGGGGGUGGGGUCCGUAGUUUAGGUCACUGAAUGAUGCCUGUGUAAAACAACCGCUAAAUUGUACACUUAUUUAUUUAUCAAAUUGCAAUGAGUACGUAUAAUUUAAAUUUCAAUUUAAAUGUGUACAUGUGUUUUUACUUUAAAGCUGCGCUUCUUAAUGUCUACAAUUUAUUUCCUAUGAUAACCAGCAGGCAUUACAUUAGACACCACACUCGUCGGGGGCUUUUUGCACGUUGCCUCACCGGUGAAGCAGCCGAUGACUGACCUUAGGAUUUUCUGAUGAACAUCAUGGCUUAGUCUAGUGUUGUGUGUCACAAUGAAAGCUUCGUACCUUUGGUUUACAGUUUACAUAGUCGGUCAGUGGAGAUGAGAGCCAUCCUGGUGUUUUAAUCAUGUCUGUUCACCGCUGUGUGUAUUUACUGACGCGCACACACUUGCAGCGCAGGGCCUGUGUGAUCACAUGCAGCUCUGCUGGACAUGUGUGUGUACCUGAGAGAGCUGUGCUAAGCGCUUCAUCUACGCGGAGAUGUGCAUCUUCAGGCAGCUCAGGGAGACCCCUGGACACCUCUCUGUUCGUCCCGCUCGCGGUGAAAGGCGACAGCGCGGCAGACGGAGCGGUGGGAGCGGAAUUAACGCGGCCACUUGACAAGGGUGAACUUCUCAAAGUGCUGAACAGAUUUUACAAAAGGAAAGAGAUGCAGAAGCUUGCUGCUGAUCAGGGGCUCGAUGCCCGUCUCUUCCACCAAGCCUUUAUUAGUUUCAGGAAGUAUGUUCUGGAGAUGAACACACUUACUGCUGAUCUGCACAUUAUUCUUAGCGACAUCUGCUAUGGAGCAGGACACAUUGAUGAUAUUUUCCCAUACUUUAUGAGGCAUGCCAAACAGAUCUUUCCAAUGUUGGACUGCAUGGAUGACUUGCGCAAGAUUAGUGAUUUGCGUGUCCCAGUGAACUGGUAUCCUGAGGCCCGAGCUAUUCAGCGGAAGAUCAUUUUCCACGCAGGUCCCACUAACAGUGGUAAGACCUACCACGCCAUCCAGAGAUACCUGGAGGCAAAAUCUGGCGUUUACUGCGGUCCUCUCAAGCUGCUGGCCCACGAGAUCUUUGAAAAAAGUAACACUGCAGGUGUACCAUGUGAUCUGGUGACAGGAGAAGAGAGAACCUUUGUGGAUCCAGAGGGGAAACAAUCUAAUCAUGUAGCCUGUACGAUUGAAAUGUGCAGUGUUACAACUCCAUACGAAGUAGCAGUCAUCGAUGAGAUUCAGAUGAUCAGAGAUCCUGCCAGAGGAUGGGCCUGGACUAGAGCUCUGCUGGGUCUGUGUGCUGAGGAGAUCCAUGUGUGUGGAGAACCUGCAGCCAUUAACUUCAUCACUGAACUCAUGUUCACCACUGGUGAGGAGGUGGAGGUCCGUAAUUAUAAGCGGCUGACUCCGUUCUCUGUCUCGGACCAUGCAGUGGAGAAUUUGGACAACCUGAAGCCCGGCGACUGCAUCGUGUGUUUCAGCAAAAAUGACAUCUACUCAGUGAGCAGGCAGAUAGAGAUCCGAGGCCUGGAAUGUGCUGUUAUUUAUGGCAGUUUGCCACCUGGUACCAAGCUGGCUCAAGCAAAAAAGUUCAAUGAUCCAGAUGACCCCUGUAAGAUCCUCGUAGCUACCGAUGCAAUUGGAAUGGGUUUGAACUUGAGCAUCAGGAGAAUAAUAUUUAACUCCCUGGUGAAGCCCAGCGUGAAUGAGAAGGGGGAGAAAGAGAUGGACACCAUUUCCACCUCUCAGGCUCUGCAAAUCGCGGGCCGAGCAGGUCGCUUCAGUUCCAUGUUUAAAGAAGGAGAAGUGACCACUAUGCAUCGUGAUGAUCUGCCAGUGCUGAAGGAGAUCCUGAGCAGAUCUGUUGACCCUGUGGAGACUGCAGGUCUACACCCCACUGCAGAACAGAUAGAGAUGUUUGCUUAUCACCUUCCUGAAGCUACACUCUCCAAUCUCAUUGAUAUAUUUGUGAGCCUCUCACAAGUAGAUGGCCUUUACUUUGUCUGCAACAUCGACGACUUCAAGUUCCUGGCAGACAUGAUCCAGCACAUUCCGCUGAACCUGCGCUCUCGCUACGUCUUCUGUACAGCACCCAUUAACAAAAAACAGCCCUUCGUUUGCACAUCCUUCCUGAAGUUUGCUAGGCAGUUCAGCAGAGACGAGCCGUUGACUUUUGCCUGGGUGUGUCGACACAUCAACUGGCCACUGGUCCCUCCCAAAAAUAUCAAGGACCUUGUUCACCUGGAGGCUGUGCAUGAUGUACUGGACCUCUACCUUUGGCUCAGUUAUCGCUUCAUGGACAUGUUCCCUGAUGCCAGCCUUGUCCGUGAGAUCCAGCAGGAACUGGAUAGCAUCAUUCAGGUUGGAGUAAGAAACAUUACACGGCUCAUCCGUGCCACAGAAGCGCAAGGCACCAGUGCAGGUUCUUCGGCUGAAUCAAAAACCUCCCCGUUCCCUGGACUAAGACUGAGAAAAGCUCGGGGAUCCAAAUCCCAUGUUCACGGUAAACAGGACAUGAAGGGUGUGGACAGUUCACUCAGUGCUCGUCUGGUUCAGGAGGGUCUGCUCACACCAGAGCUCCUGCAGCAGCUGCAGAGGGAGUGGACAAGAGACCAGAAGCCCAGUGGACCUACAGGGACAAUUAUCAAAAAUAAGAAAAAGAAAUGAUGCAUUUGGUAUCGGUCUCACUUUUCUACAUUUAUAUAGAGGCUUAUUUAACAAAUAGUGUUCUGUUUAUCAGUCAAAUGUGGAUAUGAGUGUCUGUCAAGACCAAUUGAAACCAUAACUUCCAACUGGUGGUAUACAUGUGUGAAAGUCUAUGUGAGUGUGAAUGUGAGUCAACAUUUUACUAGAUUCCAAAUAAAACACACUACUAUUUUU